This is a messenger RNA of Vanrija pseudolonga, 4011 nucleotides long. It is a transcript of the gene SPCC970.08, whose product is annotated as putative inositol polyphosphate kinase. The record is from RefSeq and is a predicted model, not a curated record. NCBI's taxonomy places the organism in Eukaryota, Fungi, Basidiomycota, Tremellomycetes, Trichosporonales, Trichosporonaceae. Gene Ontology annotation, molecular function: inositol hexakisphosphate kinase activity. Gene Ontology annotation, biological process: inositol phosphate biosynthetic process; phosphatidylinositol phosphate biosynthetic process. The coding region runs from base 475 to 3879 and encodes 1134 amino acids. The transcript has 3 exons. Gene Ontology annotation, cellular component: cytoplasm; nucleus.
GUCGCAUUCCACUUUCGACAUUGCUGCACUUCAUAAACGUGUUCGACGACGACGACGGCACUUUGAACUCCAACUCCCACACACUCGCUACUAUUACUGUCACUGCUACAGCUAUACACACGACGCCGCUGUUCCAUGUUUGUUUGACACAACACAAGACCCCGACCCACCGCCCCCCUCCCCUUCCUGUCCCUCGCUCCUGUUAUCUCUCGACAUAGAAACGUGGGACCCCCACGUUCGUCGACCCAAGGCCCAACACGCGCGCAGACUCCACCAAAAUAAUCUCGUCCUGGGCAGGCAGGCUGCUACCGCCGGCACAACAUCGACUCCACAGCGUUGGUUGGUACCUGCUGCUUACUGCUGCUGCAUUGACUGGCAUGUGCUCGCAACCCUCGCCACUACUACCUCAAUCAUCAUCAUAGCACCCAGCACGCAUCUACCCCACCCCUACACCCCCCCAUCACAUCCACCACCAUGCACGCUCCGAGGCCUCGACAGCCAGAGAGUGUGCUGGACAAGGCACACGCGCCUUUAACCACCACCACCACCACUCACUCGGCAUCUCCCUCACCCGACCCGACAUUCUCCUCGCUCGCCUCCCCCAUCGACUCGAUCCCAUCGCCACUCUCCCCACACUCGGCACCGCGCUCAAGAAGCUACAAGGGCAAGUCGAGGGCAAACAGCGGGCGUGACCGCGAGCACCACCGGGGCGAUCGUGACCGCGAUCGAGAGAUUGGCAGCGUCACCAUCUCACUGCGCCCCAACAAGGCCGGCAGCGGCAGCCUCGACAUGGAUGCCGGCGACGCGGCUGGCAAUGCCGUUGCGUCGUCGUCUCGCCACCCCACCUCCCCCUCGCUCCGCUCAAAGCAGUACCAUGGCUUCCGGGCACGCGCAAACUCGCUCCGCCUCCCGAGCCAUGCCGCUCCCGCGAGCAGCCUCGGCAACAAGUUUUUCCUCCCCCACUACUCGACAGACCAAAAGUUCUCGCUCCAGCGGGACACGGACGCGCCGGCGCUCCGCCUGGGUGGCGACGACCUCGACUCGACGCUCGGGGACGCGAUCCGCCGUGGGGCCAACGGCGGGGAAAUUGCCCUGCCGAAAGCCGCAUUGCGCGUGCUCAACGAGGCCAAAGAGGACAUGGACCGCAGCGCCAUGGCCAAGCAGACCCGCAAGGGCAGCAUUGGCAUGGGCUUGUUCAAGGAGUCGCGCAAGCCCGAGCGCAAGCCGACUGGCGGCAGCGGCACCGGCGCCGGCGACGACCCGUCCCGAUCGUACCUCGACGACGUCACGGAGGAAGACAAGGUGGAACCGGGGCGCCACUCGCCACUGGUAUCGUCACCGACAAAGGGCGAGAGCAGUAGCCGCCGGGCGUCGAGGCGCAGCUCUCGGGAUAUCCAGCACCAACAGCACGUGCCGCCCGACGAGUCGACGACAACCGAGACAGCAGAUGUCCGCAUCGUGUCAUCUCCGCGUCGUCGGUCGUACGCCCAUGACGAGCGGGCGGCGAGUUCGCUUGACGAGGAGGACUCGGGCUGGAGCUCGACGAGCCCGUCAGAGGACUCUGAGAUUGACCAAUUCGGCAGCGAGACCGAGACUGAGGAAGAAGCCAUGACGGUCCCCCUGCAGCCCUAUGGCCAUGCAGUCGGCGGUCACAGCAGCAUCUACCAGUUCACACGCGCAGCAAUCUGCAAGCCGCUCAUGAGCCGCGAAAAUAUCUUUUACGAAGAUGUGGAGCGCCUCGCUCCGGCUCUGCUGCCGUACAUCCCGCGCUAUCUCGGUGUCAUGCUCGUCAACUACCGACGCCACGUCCGCACCGGUACCGACGGAUCGGCUACCCCCGCUGCCGAACGCGACCUGACGCUGUCGCCGAUCGACUCGCAUCCGCCGACACCGGCACACCGCGCCGACAUGCAGCUGCGAUCGCCCGACUUCAUCGACGACGUGGCCGAGGUGCCAGAAGUCUCGCUCGACUUUAACCGACACGUUGUGCCUGACUGGCUAUUUCGGUCGACGGCAUCCUUGCAAGAUCGUGGGCGAGGUCGAGGACGUCCGAGCGCAGACGAGGAUGACGGCACCCAGUCGUCCCUGCGCUCGCCGCAUCAAAACUCGCUCCAGCACAGCUCGUUUUCUCCGUCCAGCUCUUUCAGCCGCCUCUCGCUAGGUGGUGGUGGUGGCGCUGGCGCCGGCGGCGGAGAUGUGGCGGCGUCGGUGCUGUCGGCCGGAUCGCCCAGGCUGGUGCACGUCCAACAGCAGCUGCGUGACGAGCCUGCAACGCCACAGCCGUCACCCUCCAGCCGGCAGCUGCACCACACAAACUCUACGCCGGCGUUUCACAGGCACAGCAGCAUGUUUGACGCGACAGCGACAUCCAGCGGUAUGAUGUCGCCCCAUCCUGCCUUUGGCGGCACUGGCUCCACCACUGUCAACAACAAGCUCAAGGACCACGUCUUUUCGUCGAUUCUGAAGCGGCUGAAGAAGCGCGGCCUGCACUUCCCUCGGCAUCACGACGAUGACGCGGAUGACGAGCACGAGGAGGACCGUGAGGGCUCUGCGCCGCCACGUCGUAGUCGCCCUGCCAUGCGCCACGGCAAUACGACUGGCGACGUGCGCCGGACCCAGAGCGACCGCAAUGUCGCUGCCGGCGGUAACGACUUUGCCCGGCGGAGACGCGACGACAGCACGGAGCGCGGCUUAUUCUCCAUGGACGACGACGAGCCGCUAUCGAUGCACUCGAAGCGAGUCCCGACUGUGCGCCCGCAGCUGGUGGAAGACAUUGACCCGCUGGACUCACGCCACCCCGCUCCGUCGCCGCCUCGGCCAGCCCCAUCCAUCACGUCGCCGCGCGGCUCCAUCGUUCCCCGCUCACCAUCCCUCCAAGCGUCCAACGGCGGUGACGACGUGACCCGCCAGGAGCUGUUCAUCUUUAUGGAAGAUCUCACGGGCAGACUCAAGAAGCCGUGUGUGCUUGACCUCAAGAUGGGCACGCGGCAGUACGGCUACGACGCGACGCCCCUUAAACAGAUCAGCCAGCGCAAAAAGUGCGACGCGACUACUAGCCGCACUCUGGGCGUGAGAAUGUGUGGCAUGCAGGUCUGGAACAACGCGACGCAGCAGUUUACGUCCAAGAACAAGUACCGCGGGCGUGAGCUCAAGACGGCGGAUUUCCCCCGUGUCCUCGGCAAAUUCUUGAGUGACGGCGACGACGUGCUGGCCGACCACAUCCCGUUCCUCAUGCAGAAGAUGUACAACCUGGCGGCCAUCUUGUCGACGCUCAACAGCUUCCGGUUCUACGGCUGUUCGCUCCUGCUCAUCUACGACGGCGACAAGGAGAUUCAGCAGCACUUUGCCAAGCAUGUGCACCGCGCGCCGCAUGAGCGGUCCGGGUCGUUAUUCUCUGGCCUCCCACAGCGGCGCAUGUCGAUGACGACGGGCUCGCGGCGAUCACGGAGUGCGGAUGUCCCCGACGACAAGCAGCAGGCACAGGCACAGCACCACCACCAUCACCGCAAGGUGCGCGGCGAGAUUGUUGUGCGCAUCGUCGACUUUGCGCAUACGACCACGGGGCAGGAUAUUCUGUUUCCGUACCCGAAGGGUGUCAAGGACCCGCCGGACAUGGGCAAGGGGUAUCUGCCCCUGUUCGACGAGGCUAGCGGGCUCGCGCUGGCCCGCUUCCCGCCGGUGCACUUCAAGGAGCCGGAUCUCGGCUUCAUCUUUGGCAUCCGGUCGGUCGUUGGCGCGCUCCAGGAGAUUUACGCGGGCGCGAUGGAGCAGCGGCGGGCUAGAGGGCUGUCAGUUGCGACGCUGCCCGAGUUUGACCACGCGGAUAUCUUUGACAAGUUGUUCCCGCCCGGGUUUGACAUGGGGUAUUUGUCGACCUAGCCGCGGGGCGAGGCGCGAGCGCAGCGAGCGCCGAAGGGGGAGCGGUGUGUUGUUUGCAUGAUUCUUGGGCGUGCAGCCGAGCUGCUGUGCGCUGUGUGUAGGCGGUAGGCGAGCGGAUCAGAUGCAUACGUG